Messenger RNA from Macrobrachium nipponense, 13038 nucleotides. Its product is annotated as mucin-17-like. Lineage: Eukaryota; Metazoa; Arthropoda; Malacostraca; Decapoda; Palaemonidae. The record is from RefSeq and is a predicted model, not a curated record. The coding region runs from base 61 to 10176 and encodes 3371 amino acids. The transcript is spliced from 9 exons.
GAGCUUCGGGCUUCCACCAAUCAAAAGGUCGCUCUGGUUGUGAGUCUGUGAAAAAGGAAGAUGGCUGCUUCGGAAGAUGAAGGCGGCCAAAGUGACAAUAAAAAUGACGAUUCUGCCUUACAGGAGACGAGCAAGCAGUUUUCCACUAUUCACCAAGAGAUUGAAAGUCAGCUGGAAAGACCUGGUGUAAGCUAUGAGGCACGUGUUAGUGCUGUUCUCUCUGGCUGGGAACGCCUGGCAGGCUUUGUUCAUGGAGACGUCAGCCAGAUGCAACCCCUUGCUACCUACUUGUACCGAUGGAGCUUAAGACUGGUUCUUCAGGGUCAGUGGCCUGGACUUGCACAGAUAGUAAAAACCAGAUUAGGUGUAACAUUACAACGCUGUUCGAAGGUUUCAGUUUUAGAGCCACUCUGUCGAACUUUGUUGCCACUGGUUUCUGAUCCAUGGGGCCAUCAGACAAAGACAAUACUCUCAGAGGCAGAAAUCACAGAUGAAGAAGCCAUAAAUUAUGUUACAAGUGAAACAUGGGAGGUGGUGCGUGUGAGAGUUGACACAAUGGUAGAAUCACGCUGUGAAAAAUUAGCCUUGCUUGUGCUGAGAGUGUGUGUCAGAUGUAUACAUUUACAGUCAGAAGGAAUGGUAGUUCCACUCUACACAGAAGAAGAUCAUAAUCAUUUCGUUGAUCUCUACUUUGUUUUACUGUACAAGUUUGAACGCAAUGAAUUUGUAGAAGAGGUAAAAAAGCUGGACAUCAAUGAUGGAGUUGAACUUGUCAGGCGUCUUGUUGGAAAGCAAGAUAAGCUCAAAGUAUGGAAACAUCGCUUAAAAAUAGCAGAUUUAGCAAUCCAGAUAUUUUUGGCUACGUCAAUUGUCAAGAAGUAUAGCCAUGAUUUCGACCUCGUGUUUCAUGAAUGGUGUAAUGUGCAGGAAGCGUUAUCUGUUGAAGAUACAGCCAUCACAGCAACCAUUCGUAAAUAUAUCCAGCUGUCUGAGUCAUCGAAGCACCUGUAUGCAAUGGCAAGAGUAUUACAUGAAAAGUCUGGUAGCUACUUGGCCUCUCUAGUCACAGAGCUGCUGAUCCGGGCGCUUACCACAGAUAUGAAUAGCUUGGAGGCUCUCAAACUUAAGGCUGAAAAGGCCAGUUUAAAGGAAGACCAGUUAUAUUUAGAACAUCAGAUGGCCACAGGUUUCAUGGACCUAGGGGCAGUGUUUACACAACAUAAGAAUGUGGCAAGGGAAUGUAUUCUCACAGCUUUCAGUCUUCAUCCAACUUCAGAUCGCCUAAUUCUUCUCAGCAAUUAUGUGAGUGAGCCAUCACCUCCUCAUUCACAUGCAGGGGACUCCAGAGUUUGCAAAAAUCCUUCAUUGGAAGAGUUACAAGGAGAGCACAUGAUGGGCUCACCUGUCACGUCACUCUCCCCCUUGCCAUCCUCUGACAUGUAUGCUCAUUCUGAAGCUGUAAAUGGAGUGAGCACGAGUAGCCCCCCUUCUACCAUGUCAUACCCAUUCACUUCAGCUCCUUGUAAUGAUUCCAGUGAUCAAGAAAACAGCAGGACUCCAGCAUCAGUAGAACAAGUGAAAAGUUACAGAGACAUGUGUCAAGAAGGAAGGAGUGAUGAUGAUGCUGCUGUUCAUGAUAGUGAUAUGGUCAGUGGACAGGAAGUUGAAGAAAAUUAUGAUAUGGAAUCUCAUUGUGCUGAAGGUUUACAAGUAAAUAAUGAUUCUGAUAAGUAUAAUAUAAACCGUUAUUCCCCGUGUACCAGCCAACUUAAAGAUCCUCCUCCAAAGGAUCAGUGCACUGUAGAUAUAACCAUUGAUACGGGACAGGAUGAUUUGUGUGUUAUACGUAGGCAAGAUUGUAAGGACUCUCAGAUACCCAGAUUGAGUAGUGAUGCUCAGGUGACAGAAAGUGUUGCGUUAAGUUAUACCAAAGAAAGUGAAGCUGAUAAAUCAGAAAUUUCAGCCACAGGCAGUGUUAGUGAAGAUAAUGUUCAGACAGAUACUAAAAGUAAAGAAGAUAUUGACUCUAUGGACACAUUUUACAAAAGUACUGAGAACUUUAUUAAACAGUUGCGAGAAGAACCUCCAAAGAAGUCCCCAACUCAGACUUCGGGGGAGACAUACAAAAAUUACGAUAUCCUAACACAGCCUAAUCAAGUCCUUGAUAGUCAGGAGUUGGGCUUAUCAAAAGAACUGUGUGAUGACUUGGCAGUAGUGCUUAGUAGUCCCCGAUGGCAGGUUCUGUCUUGGAUGUUGGAGCGUCAUGAGUUGCUAGGCAUUUGCGAGAGAUAUUUGCAUGAUGCUGAUAGUGCUAAGAACCUCACCAAAGAGUUAAAGUAUCUUAACAUUGAUUACAAUUUAUUCAAGCACAUGCCAUCAGCAGAAGUAACAGAAUUUACUGGGAUUGAAAAAGGUUAUGAACAUUUCAUUGAAUAUGAAUCGGAGAGUGAAUAUUCAGCGGGAGAAUAUCAGGUUUCAGAUAUAAAAGGGAACAUGGACUCAGAUAUGUCAGAAAUCGGAAGGAAAAAGAAAAGAAAAGACGAUAUCAAAAAGACGAAACAGAGGAGCAAGAUGUAUGAUUCUGAUUCAGAUUCUCACGGACAGUUACAAGACUCUUCUCGGUACACAGCGUCAUAUUCUGACUCAGAAGAGUCAGAUGCUGAUCCUAAGAAUAAGACAUUAUUGUUAACAAUGGAUCAUGAUGGAAGUAGUCGAGUAGAAGGCAAAAGAGUGACUGCUGUUAGUAGCCAAGACAGGAGUAAACGAAUUCGAAUUGAUGCAGGAACUGGCAAAAUUAGACGUGAUAGGAUUGACAUGGAACGAGGAAAGGUUAGACACGAGAGAAAUUUGAUGAACACUUUACGCCUGUUCAGACACAAAAAAUAUAAAGAACCAAAAGUUGAAAAUAAGUUUGGUGUCAUUUCUAAAUCUCCUUCUUGUUAUGCUCCUCGUCUAAGUUCUCUCAAUGUACACCCUAAAGUCGUAUUGACAGAGCGAGACACAUCUACUACAAAUGAUCAUAUUCAGAGUGGAGUUACAACUGUCAUGGCAGGGUCAAAGAGACCAGCCCCAACUUGUAGUAUUCCGUCUAGUCAGUCACGAGGAUCUUGGAUAUAUGCCGGAUCAUUAGUGGCACCCCCUAACUCAGCUAAUAGUACACGGGCUGUAACUCCAAUCUCUAUUCCUCGUUCUUCUGCUGCCUCUGUGCAGUGUUAUUUACGUAGCAAGGAUGGCAAGGUACGUAUGGCUCCUCUCAGUCGAGCCCUGCUUAACACUGCUAGACCAACAAAUCCAGUUGGAGGAAAUACAGAAAAGAAAGCAUUGAACACACCUACUUCUACUUCGGGCUACAUGGAUUCAUACACCAAGUUCUUACUGCAAAGUAAAAAGUCAAGUGUAACGUUGGUCAGAAAAAAUAUGACUCUUGAUGCUAGUCUAGACUAUCUUGAAAAACAAGGUACAACUGUUACUUUUAAGUCACAUAAGGGAUCAAAUACCCUUGCUUUAGCUAAUGCUCAGAAAAAUGUUUUGAAUAGAAUAAUGUCCCCAGAAAAUGCUUUAUCAGCAAUGCGUGACCGUUUCAAUGAGAGGUUACCAGUACGUGCUAUUGCUAUGCCAGUUAGCAACAAUGUUCCCAAUAUGCCAACUGAUAAAAGUAGCCCUGCUAAUUUGAGUCGUGUCCUUCCUAAAGGUACUACUGUGGUCAGGAAACCUAAAGCUGAUGGUGCAGGUCCGAGUGGGCUUAAUAAUGGUGGUGGUCCAAGUGGUGGAGCAGUCAGUCCAAGGGCAGUUAUAACUCGGCCUGGAGGAUUUUCUGCAGUGGUUGCACGACCCUCAGUCUCUGUUAGCAGCGCGUCUUUGCGCACCGGGAACUCUGUAAUGUCAGUGAGAAAUAGCGGUGCAACUGUCCGUACUCCAGUGUCUCGUGGGGUGGUUGCAUCAGGGAGUUCAGGGACUUCAGAGGCUACUGCAAGUAACAGUACAUCAUCAUUACCAGCAAAUUCUUCAAUUGUUACAUCAGUUGCGGCAAUUGGAUCUGUAACUACUGCAAUGCCGGCCCCUUUAGUCUCAGCCACGGUGGUAGGGAGUGUUCCCAAUACCAACAGUCUUAGUUCCCCCAUGGGAACACUAGGUGGUAGUAAUGGCCAGCAGCCAUGGGAAAAUGCUCUUGAUGAAAGUGUUAGUGACAGCUCACCUACUGAAUGUUCUGUUGCUCUAACACAAAACAUGAGCAGUACCCGUGGGGCAACCACCUGCACCACCACCGUGGCCAGUCCUCCGGGGGACGUUCGGGCAGCAAGUAUGUUAGAGACUCUAUUGAGGGACCGUCCUAUUCCAGCCAGCCCUCUCCAAUCUCCAUCUACAACUGCAACAACUACUAUAACUGCUGCAUUACCUCAGACUCUAACUUCAAUAGUGGGUGGUACCAGUAUUCCUAUCACUGUGUCAGGUGAAGGUCAGGUAACAAGUGCAGUUAUGGGAGCUUUAGCUAAUACAGCCAACAGUGGCAAUAGUGUUGUAAUUGCCGGAGGCUCUAGUAAUAACAGUGGUGUUAUUGUAGCAAGUGGUGUGGUAGGUGGCACAGCAGGCAGUGGGGUAGUGGUAGCUAGUGGAGGAGUUGUAGGCAACACUGGUGUAGUAACUGCAGGCAGUAGCGCUCUGGGUGGUGGUGAUGGAAGUGCAGCUGUUCAGCAGGUUCUUGUUCCUGGACAGCUUGUUCAGGUACAUACUAGUGAUGGCUCAACAGGCCUUGGAAUUGUGCACUCAUCCUCACUUGAUUUAAGGCUUCCUGCUGGUACGAGAGUCAUCAAAUCGAGCAGUGGACCAGUUAGAACUACAGCUAGUCAGCAACACCAAGUAAUGGGAGUUAUAAAUCAAGCUGCUGGUAGGCAAGUUAAUGUUUUACAUAAUGUGAAGAUACUUCAAAAUGUUCAGAAUAGACAGAUUGUGCGUACAGUUGUGGUUCCACAUUCUGUGGCUGUUCAAGGUCUUGGAUCCCAUCAGGCUUCUCACCUAAAGCCUCAGCUGGUAGCUCUUAGCAGUCAAGGGACAAGCACUGCUACCUCUCCUACUGGGGGAGCUGCAGAAGCAACUAUUGUUCAAGCUCAAGGACCUGGUGGUACUGUAAGAGCAAAAAUCCCAUCGUCUACAAUUGUGCAGAAAGUUCUAGGCAGGGGUGGUCUUGUCAUCCGAACUUUACGUCCUCAGGCACCUGCAAAUCAGGUGGCAGGGGAGGCAUCAGCAUUUGAGGAAGGACUAGGAGCAAAGUUACAGCAGCAACAGCAACAAACUGUUGACGAAGAUAAAAGUACAGGAACUGGUACUACAACUGUGGUUGCCAGAUUACCGCAAGAUGAAGGUUUAGGAGAGCGUCUGAGUCACUAUCUUAAAACUGCACUUGUGAGCUCUACAAGUACUCAGAGUGUAGGAACUCAAACUCUUACAACUGCUGUAAAACCUUCUGCUGGCCAGUGUGUUAAUCAAGUUGCCAUGAAUCAUUUACGAGGUGGUAGCAGUGCUAUUGUGUCAUUGGGUGGAGGAGUUCAAGUUGGUGGACAGUCCAGCAGCACAGCUUCAACUAGUCCUUCCUCUUCUUCCCAGCAGGGUGGUUUAACAUCUCUCCCUCUAACUCCUACUAAUGCUGUUAGCUCUGAAACUUUAGAGCAACUGAGAGAAUUUGAGUCUGUUUUUGAGAAAGUUUCAAACAAGUCUGGUAAAGACACAGCUGAGGGGGAGGCUAGUGCUGAAAGCUAUUCAGGUGCAACUAUAUCGUCAGAAGAGUCUAUGAUAGCAGCUCAGCUUUUAAGUAUGGCCAAUGAUACUCCUGCAGUCACUACUUCUUCCAAUUAUGUGUAUUCAGUUCCAGCAAGUAUGUAUGAAGCUGGUAGUACUAGGCUAACUGAAGGAACCUAUAUUACCAUUCCUAGCACUACUCAGGCAGGGAGCACAUUGAUUCUUGUAAACCAUAGUGGUGGUGGCACAGGUUUAGUCACAGUUGCUGGAGGUGUCCAAGGGCAACAUCCUCCUUCUGCACCAUCUCCAACUUUGUCAUCAACAUCUUCCCAUUCGUCAAUAGCUUCUUCACCAUCUUCCACCUCAAGUAAAAAUAAAAAGCAACCACCAAAGCCAAAAGUUGUUCCUCCCACAACUCCUCCAGCAGUGACCAAGCCAAAGACUCCUCCACCACCUAAAACACCAGCACCAAAACCUUCAGUAGCCAAGCCACAAGUUGAAGAAAGUGAUGAGACAAAGGCACGGAUACAGGCAAUUCUAGAAAAGUAUAAGCAAGAUCUGGCCAAGACACCCCAGCCUCAGCCAGCACCUCGAAAUAGGAAAAAUUGCCCUCCACCGAAAAGUGAUGGUAAAUCUUCAAAUAAAAAGAAAAGUGGAGUAAAGAAAGUUGAAGGAAGUGCUGGAAAUAGCCCAGCUGUAUCAGAAGGAUCUAUUGCAGGCUGCCCAUCUCCCAUUCCUUCACCAGGUCCUGCAAGUGAUAGUUCUGUGGGGUUAAGUGGGAACUCAACAGGUGUGGGAAGUAUUCAGUACACUGGUCAAGGUUUAACAUCUCAAGGAACUGGAACUACUACAGGAACAAUUAUUGCAGAAGAAAAGAUAAAGACUGAAAAUAAUAUUAAAGUUGAAACAGGUCAAGAAGUGGUGGCAACAGCAGGGCCUCAAUUAUUACAGGGUGUAAUGGUUUCAAAUGUAAAAGUUGAAGGAGGCAGUGUAACUGGUACUACUGCUAACCUCCCUCAAAGUUUAGCAGGAGGCAGAGUGGUGCAACUUAUACGACAUGGAGGAAAGGUCACAGCUAUCACAACUCGUCAACCUUUAAACAAAAUCAAAACAAGUGGCCAGACUGGCCCACCGCCAAAUGUUACCAUUCAAGGUCGCAUAAACAUGAAUGAUCUUAUGGAAAGUCACAUUGCUUCUCUUUUGACUGGGGGUACCCAAGCUAUUACACAAAGUCCAACUGUGGUGAGCAAAAUCAUACAGCAACAGGCAGCUGGCCAUCCAACAGUUCAGCAAGUUGUGGUACAACCUUCGUCAGCAGGUCCACAAGUUUUACAACAAGUUUCAGUCCAGCAGAUUCCAUCCACCCCAACAAAAGCUCAUCAACAGCAACAGAAAUGUGGUGUUAUCCAGCAGCUGACAAGUGGUGAGGAACUGUUGGGUCUGACGACACCACCUCGUUCCUUGCACGUAAAUCUUCCUGCAUUGUCUACAACGGUAUUAAAUGCUACGACCAGUGUAGCAAGUGCAGUUACAGUUACAAAUACUCAGACAAUUGUCAAUUCUCCUGUAAUAAUGAACACGUCUGGAAGUACUUCAGGCCCCUCACCACUUUCAGUACCACCUUCCUCACCUUUGACUCCUCAGACCCAUCCAGUCACAUCUCCUAACCAGCCAGUAUCUGCUUCGCCUCAUACUUUAUCACCAGCCAAUGAGCAGCCUCCAACACCCUCAUCGUUUCAAAUGGGAGAAGAAAGUAAUAGUAGUGAACAAAGUGUCGGAGAUGGUGCUGGACCAUUGCCACCCUUUUUUACCUUAAAGUCAUUUAUUAUGCAGCAACCACAGCAGAAACAAAGAUCUCAGAAUCAGCAAUCCCAACAAGAACAACAAAGUGGUCAUGACAAAAGUUUUUCUCCUGCCACUGCCAGCGAACAAAGCUUUACAUCAACUGUGACACAGGCUGUGUCAUCUGUUAUCAACUCACCUGUAAAUAAGCCACAGCGUGGUAACCAAACACAUGUUCAUCUUCAUCACAAUCAGCAUCCAAGAAAGCCUGCGUCUGUCAUUCGCACAGGUGGAGCCUCUGGUCGAAUUCUGGUUGGUGGCACUAGUGAAGGAAGUGGAAAAAAUGCAAGCCAUAAUGUGACAUCUCCUUUGCUUAGUAGUGGAACAGGAGAUACAAAUGUCCCAUUAUCUCCAAUGUCAGGCCCAUCUAGUCUGGAAAGCUCACCUGCUACAACGCAGUCACGCAUCCGUUUGGCAUCUCGACCGCAAGACAUGAGGAGCAGUUCAAUUGAUUCCUUAAAAAGUGAUCUGAGUGUAGAAGAGGUACAGAUCCCUCCUAGUCCAGCUACCUUAACCAAACAAUUACAAAAUGCAUAUAUGACAGAAGCAGCGUUAUCGCCGUCAGUGUCUCAAUCACAACAUUCUGGAUCAUCUUAUUCUUCCCCAGGAACUACACAUGACCUCCCAUUUACGGAAGCUCCUCCAACUUCAGAAGACUCUUUUCCUGCUACAUUGUCUCAGCCUGGCUGCUCAUCUGCGCCAUCAGCACCUGGGUUGUCAGUGACAGGGGUGACAUUGGAGAGUGAUACUGGACUUGCUGCACUUACAUCUCCCUCAGGUGAUAUCUACUUACAUCAGUCUGGUUCUAGUUUAGGAUUAGAAGGAUUGGAAGCUGCAACAUUGCCCCUUGUGGCUGGUAUGGAAGUGAGAACCCAUUCUCCUGCUCUGAGUGAUUUAGUAUCAUCUGGUCCUCUCUUAACUUGGUCACCAAGAUCUGCAGAUUCCAUGAUGGCUCAGUCGCCUUCUUUGAAUGAUGCUCUUACAGCUAAUAUACCUCUUGAUGGGAAUCAUAGUGAGGACUCGCUAUGCGACUCUUCUACUGGAUUCCCUGGUCUGUUCUCCAUUGAAGGUGAUGGUGUUAGUGUGUCAUCCAGUACUAGUGAAGAUAUGCCUAGUGCUCCAUUAGGUUCUGCAGCUAGUAAUCUGCAGCAGCAAGAUCGACAGGACUCUGUGGAGGUAACCAUUGACCUGACACCACAAGAAAGUGAACAAGAUCAUACAAUCACCUCAACACGCUCACCAACACAAUUAGAAUUGCCUGUUACCAAUUUGAGAGCUACUAUGUCUGGUCAAGGAACGGAGAAUGCUGUUGGGGUUCUAGGAAGUCCUACUUCCCAGGACACUCCCUGGAGGUUUGAAAAUACACUUGACAAUCAGAAUACCAACCACUCCCCAGAUAUCCCCUGUGUGCAAGAUGAAAAAUUGGUAGUUAAACAAGAUGAUCGUGCAGGCCCAUCAGACUCGUUACAUGAUAAAUUUAAGUCAUCAUCAUCAUCAAGAUCUGAUAAAAAAGAAAAAUUAAAGGGGAAGUUUGGAGAUGGUAAAGUAACCACUGAAAUGAUCCAAAAUCAAACUGUAGCAAUUAAGGGAAAGAGAACAGACUUAUCAAAGAAAUCUGAUAAAAAUGUUGAGGUUAGAAGGAAUUCUACUAUUUUUGAAGGAAAUAAAAAACGGAGUCAUAGGUUAGCCUCAUUAUUAGAGGGAAGGAAAGGUACACUGCAAAAUGAAUCUGGUAUAAUAGAGGAUGAGGUUUCUGCAAAAAAUGGCCAUGAAGAAACGGGUGUUACCAAAGUCAAGACAGAAGACAGCAGUGUUGUUGUAACCAAAAACAAGCGUAGAAGUUCUCAACGCACAACAGUAGUUUAUCCUGGUAGUGUGCAAAAUACACAGUGUCGGAAUCGCUCAAAGCUUGUAAAAUCUGAAGAUGUGAAAAAAGAGGAUUCUGAUGUGAUUGAAACUUUUGUGAAAGAAGAAAAAACUAUCAAAACUGAAGGAGACUGUAAGGAAGGUUGUGAAGAUGCUGUUCUGAGACUUCAAGAAGGCUGUGAAGAAACACUAGGGAGGACUACGAGGGGCAGUAAGAGACGGAAUGAAGGCGAUACAGUAGCAGACUUGAAACGUGGAAGGGGAACAAGGUCUGGCCGCCGUGGUGAUGGGGAUGUAAAAACAGAAGAUGAACUAGUGAAUCAUCUUGAGGAUGACUGCACAUUAUCAAGGACUUUAAGAGGGCGUCAUGUUAGUGGUGCCUCGGACACCAGUAGCAAUUACAGCAUGGAGCGAGCACUUACACCAGGACCACAUGAAUUUCCUUCUGGCAUUAGUAGCAGCAGCAACAGUAACAGGCGGCGACGGCGGUUAAGUCGGGAGAGUAGUGCUAGUAGUCGUGAUGGGAGCCCAACCUUGUUACACACCCACGACUUCUCUCCAGGUGGUGUCAAUACGAGGCGUUCAUCAUCUCGUGAUCAUGCUAAAAAGAAAAAAUGUUCUUGUUGCGUUGGAGGUGACCAAAAGAAGAAGAGUGGACCUGGUGGUAGUAAUAGUAGUAACAGAAGAUCAUCAUCAAGAGCAACCAGAGCCUCUCACAGUGGUACACUGCAGUAGGAAAUGAGAGAUGCAAGACAUUAGGUUGUGGCACAUGUUAGAGUGGGUUAUCAUCGCUUAUUUGUUAAAAACAAGUACCAAGUCAUGGUGGAAGCUCCUUAAGUAGUAUGUGUAUACAGUAUAGACCAUUCUGAAAAUUAUUUGCUGUGAUUAUAGUGUUGGGUAUGUAGGAAACAUCAGCAUUGCACUAAAUUGUCAAGACAGUACUGUACAGGUAAAUUGCAUCCACAGUGAAGCAAUAGCACAGCAGUAGAUGGCACCAGCAGCUAUAUCCUAGGCCAUGGUGUAGAAUGAGCUUGCCACAAAAGGAGCUGUGAGGAACCUUCUUGAUUGGCACUGUGUCUUAGUGACGUUCAUUGCCACUCAGUACAGGCUCUUGUGGCCCUCCAUAUGGUCGUCACCUCUUUCCACAGUGUAAACAUUAAGUGUUAUAGUUUUAAUGUUCCUUUUAAUAUUUCAAAAUAUUUUUAUACUGGAAAACUUGCUCUUGUAAUUGAGCUCUCACAGCACAAUUUUUUUUAUGGGAUGUUAGUGCCAUACAUUUCCAUUUAAAUUGAUUGGACUGCAUACCACUUGGAAGAUGUUCUCUCAUGUCAUUCAUAAAUAACUGAUGGUUAGUAGAGGAAAUUUAUGAAUGUAAUUGAUAAAUGGAGCAGGGGGUUGUCAAUUACAUGUCCUUCGUUGGUUUAACUUUACUAGUUCAUCAUGAGGGUUUAUGGUUUGAUUUAGAGAAGUGGUCAGUGGUUCUGAACUGUUUCUUGCCAGGUCAGACCAUCAAGGUCACAACAAUGAUCAUUUGUACCUGAUUGCUUUUUAUUGAACUGGUGUCAACCCAAAACUAGAAAAGUGGAGUGCGGUGCAUCCUUUCUUCCUUCCCCAACUCCCUCCCCAAACUCGUAGAGUAGUUAGUUAUCUCCCUUCCCAUUCCCUUUCUUUCUCUCUCUCUCUCUCUCUCUCUCUCUAGUAUACAGAGCUGAGUGACUUGUGAGUUUUAGCACUCCAUCAUGUGGGUAACACCUGUUAAUACGCUUUUGGUGGACAUCGUCUAUUUCUUAAAACUUGUCCUGCGCAAACAUGUAAAUAUUGUAUUUUGACGUUAGUAUAUUUGAGGUUCCCAGUUUCUUUCUUCAUUUUGGAGUCUUGUUAGAUAUUGUAAAAAUGUUUGUAAAGCUAGAAAAAGGUGUUUUAAAAAACUUCUACAUUAAAUAGGCUAGUGUGAAACAUUAAAUCAGCUGGAUCAAAAUAUAAAAGAUUUACCAUAAACUCCCAGUUAUUAUUUUCUAUUCAGAUGAAUACAGCGUGUAAGCAAUGAAUGACAGGAUGAAUUCGUGAGGUUAAUUUUUUUAUUUUUAUUUUUCCCUUACCAGUUUUGUAUUGCAAUCCUCUGAAGAAACAUUUGACUGCCCGUACGUACUCGCAGGCAUGGGUGCCGUGUGGUUGGCAAAUAAGUUAAGAUAAAGUCAAAUGAGUGUGUAGAUUGCUCUGUUGCAGUGACAUUCCAUCCCAUCAUGACUCGGUCAAUUUCUGAAUCAUGCAAGAAGUCCACUAAAUAUUGCUCAUGAAAUGUCACACGAGUUGGUUUCAGUGGGUGCUGCUGUAUUGGGUAACAAGUCUCAAAUAAUGUCCUGUAAAAAAAAAAAAAAAAUUAAAUUCGAGUUGUCACAGCUAAAAAGCACACACAAUAGUACUAUAAAGUACAGGCUGGAAACAUUAAGUUGCUUAAUAUAAUAUUUAAAGCCUAGAUUCAGACUCGACAGCUUUCAGUUGUGGUGGCCACACAGUCAUGGUUAUAAGGACUUCAUUUAGCACACAAGCUCAUUAAGCUUAUGUACUUUAUUUUAAAAAUAAAUAUGCACAAAUUUGUAACUCAACAUUCAGCCAUGCAUAAACAUAAGUCAAAUUGUGUGAACUCUUAAUUUUACAUGAAAACAGUAAUGAUGGUAAAUGAUACUCAGUCAUUCCUCCUUGUGAGAGCUUGACUAUGUAAUAAGUCUAUUAGAAUGUGGAUCAAUAGUGCUAUAUAUUCCUUAUGUGGGAGUAAUGUGUGGAUGGUUUUUCUGAUGAAUAUUGUAUAAGACUGCUCCAUUUAUAGGUUUGAGAAGCAGCCUGUUUCCAUUGGGGCCUAAUAAGAAGCAACUUAGUUAAAUAUAUACAGUAACAUGAAACAAAUAAUUGUUAGUUUUUAUAUUUCAAAAUUUGCAAACAUGCACCAGUACAUACAUGGCCCCUUCAUAAGCUGUAGUGAAAAAUACUGAUAAAUAUUAGAACCUUAUUUGGAAUACUUCAUAAUUUAUUUUAUCUACAAGAUAUCCAUUUUCAUAGUGUACAAUCAUUCAUUUCUAACUUGUAUAUUUAUUAGAGCUAUGGUCCUUCAGCUCCAUGUCCAUUCUUUAUAGAUAUUUAUUUAUACUUGUACAUAUGACUUAAUUUGCUACAAAAGUGUGGCAACCUUUAAAGAAUUGACUUUCUAAAAGUGUGCCAGCCAUUUUCCCAUACUGCUGAUGCAAAUAGUUAGGUAGUGAUUGGUCCUAAUUGUCUUUUGACUCUUCUUAUCCAAAUCCUUUAAUGACUAAUACAGUAAUGCUUCCCAUGAACAUGUGAAGAUUGUGUUUAUAUCAUUUUUAUUAUAAUGUAUAUAGCUUGCUGAAACUCCUCUUGUACACUAUCUUAUUCCUUCCCACUCCUAUCGUGGAGGACACCAACCCAAACAUCCUCCAUAUUCCUAGUUAAAUGUAAGUUUUUUCUUGAUGAAAAUGUUAAUACCACUCUGUUUGUAAAUGGUAUUGUGUACAAAAUGUUCAUUCUUUUUGUAUUUGUGUAAUGUAUGUACAAAAUGCAUAAAUCCUUUCAUUUUUGCAGUAA